GGUCCACUGUGACAGAUUUCACGGGUGCUUACUGCCAGUACACAUGUCACUCAAUACAAGUAUUCGGUCCUAUCUUGGCUCCGCACGAAAAUGCCUGUCCUAUGGCAAGGCCAAGUCUGGUCCACUCACUUCUUCACAACCAACGCUGUCAAACACACACUCAUAUAAGCACUCUGACCGUCAUAAAUACCCAAAGAUCGGAAGCAAGUUUCGCCAAUGCCCCAGCGCACGCAACGCACCAAACCCCCAUUCGUGCCCGCUGCCGUUCACUUUAUGCACGAGAAAUCCUCAAACAAAAAAUUGGACUUGCUCGAGAAAUCCAGCGCCGUUUCAGAGAACGGAUCUGACUUUUACUCUGGCGAUUCAGACUCACACGACAUUGUAAAUGGCCAACCACCGGUCGUAUCCACAGGAAAGGAUGUAUCACGGUAUCUCGUAGAUCUACGCGACGACGGUGAUCCGGCUUUAACUUUCCGGUCGCUUUUAAUCGGAACCGUGUUUGCUGGCCUUGGUGCUGCACUCAAUCAGAUAUACCUUCUCAAGCCGGUGCAACUUACUAUCUCUCCUGUUUUUCUUCUCGUGCUCGUUUACAGUGUCGGAUUGGCUUGGGCUAAAAUCUUACCCCGGCGGUCUACAGUUCAAAAUACUCGCCUGGCAUGGCUCGCUUCCACUUUUGACUUCAUCAACCCGGGCGACUUCAAAAUAAAAGAACAUGUAGUCUCUGCUCUAGUGGCUUCCACAGCGUCACAUGGAAGUACGGCCGUCCAGAACUUUUCUGUACAGCGCCUAUAUUACAACACGAACGUUCAGGCAACCACCGCUGUUCUUGCGACUUUUUCUACAGCAUGCUUCGGGUAUGGACUGGCCGGCUUAGUGCGUCCUUUGGCCGUUUAUCCGAGCGAAAUGGUGUACUGGAGUAAUCUUCCAGCGGUCUCUAUAUUUCAAGCUUUGCAUUUCGAUACCUCUGCCAAUCACAAGCGGGUCAAGCUUUUCUGGUCAGCAUUCAUUGGAAUGUUCCUUUAUGAACCUAUACCAUCCUACAUAUUCCCUUAUCUCAACGGCUUCAACGUCUUCUGCCUUGCUGCUCAAAACGCCUCAGCGAAGACUCGAAACAUCUUUACGAACCUUUUCGGUGGUGCAGAUGCUAAUGAGGGUUUGGGCUUCCUGAGUCUGUCGUUUGAUUGGCAAUAUAUCACUUCGUCACAUUGCACUUACCUUGAGUUGGAAGCCAACACAUGGAUCGGCUACGCUUUUUGCUAUAUCGUCAUAAUGGUGAUUUAUUAUACAAAUACCUGGAAUUCGCUGGCUUUCCCGAUGCUGUCAACGUCAAUUUUCUCAUCAAACGGUUCUGUCUAUGAACAGUCAGCUGUGUUCGGAUCUACGUUCCAACUCAAUCAAACUGCACUAGAGGAAGUCGGCUUACCAGCCUUGACCGGUUCUAACGCCUGGACUAACCUAACUGCCAAUCUUUCGAUUGGUGGUCUGAUUGCCCAUUGUGUAUUCUUCUGGGGGCCUUACGUGAAGGAGUCCUUCCAGCAGUCUCGGACUAGGACUCAGCCAGACCCUCACUGGAAGGCUAUGCAAAAAUAUAAUGAAUGUCCUUGGUGGUGGUACCUUAUCUUGCUCGGCCUUGCAUUUGUUGCUGGCUUGAUUGUUGUCUUCAAAGGACAGACAACGUUACCUUGGUGGUCCUUCCUCGUAGCUCUGGUCCUGGGAGCUUUUGUCACGCCGUUUUCUACACUACUUUUUGCCCGUAUGGGUACUGGUGUCGCGACCCAACAACUGAUGAAAAUGGUAGCAGGACUCAUCAAUCCCGGACGACCCGUUGCAAAUCUUUACUUCUCCAUGUGGAGUCACGAUAUCGUUGAGCAGUCCAUUAAAUUAGCCGGUGACCUCAAAAUGGGCCAAUACUUGAAAAUACCGCCUCGCACCAUGUUCUUGACUCAAGUCUGGGGCACCAUCGUCGGGAUAAUUGUCAACUAUGUCGUUAUGGUUUCAAUCGUUGAUGCCCAGCGUGAAAUUCUUAUCAGUCCUAAGGGUAGCAAUGUUUGGAGUGGGCAGACGAUUCAGGCACUCAACAGCGGUGCUGUUACGUGGUCCCUUGCGAAGGAGCUUUACGGACGAAACGGCCCCUAUUUCGUUGUUCCUUUGAGUUUAGCCAUUGGGAUGAUACCGACGUUCUUUCAGUGGCUAAUCGCCAAGCGGUGGCCUAAGAUUGGCCCAUUGAAGGUGGAUUCGAUCAUAUUGCCCAUAAUUUACAUGUACUCAUCCGCCAUGUCGAGCGGGGUGACCUCGACAAUUCUAUCAUCCAUCAUCGUGGGACUGGUCUCACAAUUAUGGCUUCGAAAAAGUCACCCAGGUUGGUAUAGGAAAUACAAUUAUAUCCUGGGUGGUGCACUGGAUGGUGGCGCUGAGGUGAUGAUCUUCAUUCUCUCGUUUGCUGUGUUCGGAGCAUCUGGAACGGCCAAGCCUUUCCCUAGUUGGGCAGGAAAUCCUUCAAAAGGAAAUGUAGACUAUUGUAAUGGUAAUGGUGCUUUGGGAUGAUGGACACAUACAAAUACAAUAAAUUAAUCAAAUGUUUCUUGGGACUCGGUCGGCAUGUAUGUAGUCAUCUUCGCAUUGACACGAUGUGGGCAAUGUAAUCCGUAUCUUGGAUCACAGAAAUGUAAGUUUGAGAGCGAGACUUGGUAAGUCCCUACACAGAUUGCGAAAUCAAACUAUGGGGGCAGAAUC
Messenger RNA from Serpula lacrymans var. lacrymans S7.9, 2733 nucleotides. RefSeq lists its product as uncharacterized. The record is from RefSeq and is a predicted model, not a curated record. The transcript is spliced from 21 exons. Gene Ontology annotation, biological process: transmembrane transport. Bases 217 to 2544 code for a protein of 775 amino acids. NCBI's taxonomy places the organism in Eukaryota, Fungi, Basidiomycota, Agaricomycetes, Boletales, Serpulaceae. Gene Ontology annotation, molecular function: oligopeptide transmembrane transporter activity.